UGCCAUGUGAGAUUCUGAAUAUGUCGUUUCGAGAUGACUUGUAUUAUUUAUUAGAAAAGAUGAACUUCACAAUGCUUUCCGAUCUUCAAUUGCAAUCGCAUAAAUUGAAUAGACAUGUCAUUUUUGAAAUCUAUAAAAAAUGUCCGCGAUUAAAACGGCUUGCUUUAUGUGCAACGUCAUUGUUAAACUGUGAUAGCGUUCUCGGGAAAAUCGCCGUAAAUCUAAAUCAAUUGCGGGAACUAGCCUUAGAAUGCAGUACAAGAACUUCAUUUCUCCCGUUAAUGGCGUCUUUGAAUUAUUUGAAUAAUUUAACCACGUUGUCAAUACAUCGCUGCGAGAACAUAACAGAUGAAAGCAUAUCAUUUUUAAACAUUCCCUUUUUAACUCGACUUCAAAUAGUUCAAAAUAGAAAGAUAUCAAAGGUUGGUCUGAAUGAUCUAUUCUGUCAUUGUAUCCGUUUGAAAGAUUUAACGAUUCGAGAGUGCAUUGGUGUCGAUGAUGAUGCUGUAGAUACGAUAUGUACAUGUUUACCCUUGCUAGAGAAGUUGGACCUCAGUAGUUCGCCUACGAUAACGCUGAACAGCAUUAGAUAUAUAAUGAAUGGUUUGAAGUAUUUAAAGAGUUUACGACUUGAAGACUGUCAGCGCAUAUUGGUACAAUGGCGAUCGGCUCCAAGAUACUUAUGCAGUUUGUAUGCCCUAAAGUCUUUUUACCGCGCAUAUCCGGAAUUUUUCUAUUAUAAUCUCCCCAUUGAAGAAAAUGAUCGGUAUAGUGAUGACUAUUAUUAUUAUUACGAUAGCUCGAGUAGCUACGCUUCUACUGAUGGUGAAGAUGAAUUCGAAGAUUCAUCAAAACUUGGCAACUGAUUUCUAAUUAUAUUGGAGACGGUGAUAAGUGAAAAUCAAUUUUUGAUUUUACAUUCCAAAAUUCGUGAAAUAUUUAGAAAUUUAUAUGGCAUUUGAAUAUGAAAAUCAUGGUUUAAUGCUCGCAUUUUCGAGGGUUACGGGUUUAUCCGUAAACGUAAUAGGGGAACAACAAACGUGUUUGUAUGGCUCAUUUGUUACUCAUAUAAAGCAAUAAAUGAUCUCAAUUUCUAACGGAAAAAAUGCUUUACGAAACAUGAAACAAACCAAUAAAUUUAUUUAAACCGUGUUUUUUAUUUAAUUUCGCUCCUUCUAAUAGCUACGGUUGCAAAUAUGUAACAUGAUAUUUGAACAAAAUAGUUUUGUCUGAUAAAAAUGACAUAUCCAGAGCUACUGACUGCAUUUAUUUUGUUCAUCAAUCGAGUUCCG
This is a messenger RNA of Uranotaenia lowii, 1292 nucleotides long. Its product is annotated as F-box/LRR-repeat protein 7-like. Gene Ontology annotation, cellular component: SCF ubiquitin ligase complex. Gene Ontology annotation, biological process: SCF-dependent proteasomal ubiquitin-dependent protein catabolic process. Bases 21 to 866 code for a protein of 281 amino acids. Lineage: Eukaryota; Metazoa; Arthropoda; Insecta; Diptera; Culicidae. The record is from RefSeq and is a predicted model, not a curated record. The transcript is spliced from 4 exons.